CCACCAUCCAGUCGCAAUGGAAACCUUUUUUAGGCGGCACUUUGGACGGAAGGGGCUGCGGCGCACCAGCGUGGUGGCCGUGCCCACGGGCAAGGCCAGGCGUCGCUCCCAGGUGGGGCUGCCCUCCACCGCGCUGGCCCAGCGCCGCCGCGGCUCCGGCACCCCAGAGGCUUCCCUCUCCUGCCUGGGCCUGGUCCGGCGUCCUGGCACCCGCCGGCGCUCCAGCACCACACCGCCCUGCCUCAGCCCCAGGUUCGCUGUGCAGGCAAAGCGCAGGGGCCAGGCACAAGCCAUUGAUGCCCAACUGCUGGGUCCCUCUGUCCUCCUGGCCGGCCUCGUUCCCAUGGGAGAGGAGGGGGACAGGGCUCCCCACACUGACAGCUCCACAUCCGAGCCUCUGGAGGAUGGUGGCGCAGCAGCAGAAGCUGAGCGGGGCCAGCAUGAGCGUUGGGCUGAGGAGACGUGGCUGGCCAUGCUGCCCCAGCUGCGACCACUCCAGGGGGGGCUGCUGUCGCGGCGGCCCCGCUGCCUGCGGCGCUCCUCCUCCCACCACCUGCCCACCGAGGUCGUGUACAGCCGGGCUGCCUACGGCCUGCCGGGCCGCUACCGCCGCCUCAGCCAACGCCGGCGCUCCAGCGAUGCCCUCCGACCUGGGCUGCUCCCCUCCAGCCACCCACGGCUGCUGGCCCAGCACUGUGCAGGGGUGGCCAGAGCCGGGUGCCCCUCUGCCACCCUCCCCGAGGGCUUGGGACCGAAGUCCACCUGCCAUGCUGCCCCGGAUGGCUGGAGCCCCCGGUUGCUGAAAGCUAUUGCCAAAUCCAGUCUUCAGCACAUGGUAGCCCAGCCAAACCCUGCGCUAGCCCUGAGGAGCGACUCGGAGAGGCAGAUACGCAACACUGUGGACUGGAGCGAGACUGCGAUAUAUGGGGAGCACAUCUGGUUUGAGACCAGUGUCUCUGGGGACUUCUGCUACGUCGGGGAGCAGAACUGCAUGGCAAAGCUGUUGCAAAAACCGCUCUCCAGGCGUAAGUGUGCAGCCUGCAAGAUUGUAGUGCAUACACCCUGCAUCGAACAGCUGGAGAAAAUAAAUUUCCGCUGCAAACCUUCCUUCAGGGAGUCAGGAUCCCGGAACAUACGGGAGCCCAUUGUUGUCCGGCAUCACUGGGUGCACCGGAGGCGGCAGGAAGGGAAAUGCCGGCAGUGUGGCAAGGGUUUUCAGCAGAAGUUUGCCUUCCACAGUAAAGAGAUUGUAGCCAUCAGCUGUUCCUGGUGCAAGCAAGCGUAUCACAGCAAAGUGUCCUGUUUCAUGCUGCAACACAUUGAAGAGCCCUGCUCGCUGGGGGCUCAUGCUGCUGUGGUCGUUCCUCCCACCUGGAUUCUGCGGGUUCGGCGGCCCCAGAAUCCACUAAAAUCUAGUAAGAAGAAGAAGAGGACAUCAUUCAAGCGGAAAUCCAGCAAAAAGGGGGCUGAGGAAGGGAGGUGGAAACCCUUUGUCAUCAAACCCAUGCCAGCUCCUCUUAUGAAGCCCUUACUGGUGUUUGUGAACCCCAAGAGUGGUGGGAAUCAGGGAGCCAAGAUCAUCCAGUCCUUCAUGUGGUAUCUCAAUCCACGGCAAGUUUUUGACCUGAGCCAGGGUGGACCCAAGGAGGCGCUGGAACUGUACCGCAAAGUCCACAACCUCCGGAUCCUGGCGUGUGGGGGAGAUGGCACGGUGGGCUGGAUACUCUCCAUUCUGGACCAGUUACGCAUCAACCCACCUCCUCCUGUGGCCAUCCUGCCUUUGGGAACAGGGAAUGACUUGGCCAGAACACUGAACUGGGGUGGGGGUUACACAGAUGAGCCUCUGUCCAAGAUCCUGUCUCACGUAGAAGAUGGGAACAUAGUGCAGCUCGAUCGCUGGAACCUCCAUGUGGAGCCAAACCCUGACAUGAAUCCUGAGGAAAAGGAUGAAGCAGCUACUGACAAGCUCCCUUUGGAUGUCUUUAACAACUACUUCAGCCUUGGCUUUGACGCACGGGUGACGCUGGAGUUUCACGAAUCCCGAGAGGCCAACCCAGAGAAGUUCAACAGCCGGUUUCGGAAUAAAAUGUUCUAUGCUGGGACGGCUUUCUCUGACUUCCUCACUGGGAGCUCCAAAGACUUGGCAAAGCACGUCAGGCUUGUUUGUGAUGGGACAGACCUGACCUCCAAGAUUCAGGACUUGAAGCCCCAGUGCCUGGUCUUCCUGAAUAUCCCAAGGUACUGUGCAGGCACCAUGCCCUGGGGCAACCCUGGGGAGCACCACGACUUCGAGCCUCAGCGCCACGAUGAUGGUUGCAUUGAAGUUAUUGGCUUCACCAUGACAUCCCUGGCUGCCUUGCAGGUCGGUGGCCAUGGGGAGCGGCUCUGUCAGUGCCGGCAGGUGGUUCUCACCACGUCCAAGGCCAUCCCCAUGCAGGUGGAUGGAGAACCCUGCAAGCUGGCACCUUCCUGUAUCCACAUCUCCCUGCGCAACCAAGCAAACAUGGUGCAGAAGACCAAGCGGCGCAACUCCAUGCCUCUGCUCAAUGACCAGCAGCCAGUGCCCGAGCGGCUGCGGAUCCGGGUGAGCCGAAUCAGCAUGCGCGACUAUGAGGCACUGAACUAUGACAAGGAAAAGCUCAAGGAAGCCUCUGUGCCACUGGGGAUCAUCGUGGUUCCAGGAGACAGUGACUUGGAGUUGUGCCGGACCCAAAUCGAGAAGCUGCAGGAGGAUUUCCCUCCACAACCCUCUGCUUUAGAGUGCCUGCUCUUUCAGGAGGGAGAUGGAGCCAAGCCGAAGACACUGUCAUUCCAGAAGCUUUCACCCAAGUGGUGCUUCCUGGACUCAACCACGGCCAAUCGGUUCUACAGGAUAGACCGUGCUCAGGAGCACCUCAACUACGUGACAGAGAUCUCUCAGGACGAGCUCUAUGUGCUGGACCCAGAGCUAGUGAUCACCCAGACUGUGAGCACCUCUCCUGCCAUGCCCGACCUCGUGGACUCAUCUGCCACACCCCCUGGGCACCACUUUGCAUUCCCCUCCUCUUCCUCCUCUCCACCCUCUUCUCCUGCCCCCAGUGCUGAGCCUGAACACUGCCUCCCACACAGAGAUGAUCUUCUAAUAGAAGCUGCCAAGGGUGGCAACUUCAGCAAGUUCCAAGAGCUGCAUCGAGCUGGAAGAGACCUGAUGGUGCGAGAUUCCUCAGGCCAGACUGUCCUCCACCAUGCCGUCAAAUCAGGGAGCAAGGACAUCGUCAGAUACAUCAUCGAGAAUGCCCCUUCAGAAAUCCUUGAUGCCACGGAGGAAGAGAACGGUGAAACCAGCUUGCACCAGGCUGCAGCCUUACGCCAGCGCACUAUCUGCCACUACAUCGUGGAGGCCGGGGCUUCGCUCAUGAAGACAGACCUGCAGGGAGACACCCCGAAGCACCGUGCUGAGAAAGCCAAUGACCCUGACUUAGCUGCCUACCUCGAGAACCGACAGCACUACCAGAUGAUCCAGCGGGAGGACCAGGAGACAGCUGUGUAGUGCUUGGUGUGCCUUAGCCCAAGCCAGCUUGGGCAGGACAAGAGGACAAUGCCAACUGGCAGAGCUAUGAGUCUGGCCCAACCCUCCCUAGAUGUCAGCCUGGUCCUUGGAGAUGGAUACAGCAGAGUUCUGCCCCAGGCUGGGCUGGGACUCUGUUUAUGAGGACAGUGGGUAUUUCGGACUUGGAGUCUGAUUCUUUGUGUGUCCACUCCUUCACCUCUCAUUCACCACAUUCCCUGCCCUAGAUGGGCUCUAUCCCCUGACCAUAUUGAGGCAAGCCAGGCUGAAGCUCCCAGUCACUCUUGUGCACGGGAGUAAUGCCAGUGUCCCCUCUGCAGGCUCCUGCCUAUGAUCCUUGUGGGAUAUCGUUGCUCAGCGCCUCUCUCUGCUGGCAGUGCCCCUCUUUUAGGUUCUUGGCUAGGUUUGUGUCCUGUUCCUCCUCUCCUGUCUGGCACAGCUGCAGGAGGCACAGGUUCUGCAGGCAGACAGAGGCCAUGAGCCUCAGACUUUGCUGCAAGGGAAGCAGCACAACUUAAUACCCCUGCCUCUUCCUUGCUCCUGGAUCUGCCCCAGGUCUCUGUGUUGCCCUACCCAGAGCCUUCUGCAGCAGGAGGGAAGUUGCUUGUGGACCCAGCCUUUCCUCAGAGCACCUGGCACUGGUGCAGCUGGAAACAGGGCGGCUGGUGCCCUCCUGAUUGCCUUUAGUGCUCAGCCAGUCAGCAGUCUGGCUCAGGGUAUGGAUGGCACAGAGUGGGAAGGCUACCAAGCUGUCCCACCAUCCUUCCCUCCGUGGGGCUGGGUGGGACAGCUUGCUCACCCAGUGUCUGCUGGGCAUCUCUUUGUGAGCCUACUGCAGCACGUAGUUAUGGUGGAGAGCUGCACUUGACCCUGAGUAGUGCCUGUGGUGAAGCCUGUUGUAUUUCCCAAAUGCUGACUUGGAUUCAGCUGCCCUCCCUGGUUCAGUUUCCCCUUCAAUGCUGUGCAUGGGGCUGGAGGGGCAGUGCUGGGGUCAGUGCUGCUCUCAGGGAUUCCCCCCCAUGCCCCCCCAACCUGGCAACAUGCAUCUUCUGAGUCCAAUUCCUGCCAUUCCCUAAACUGGGCACAGGACUUUGCAGGGAAAACUUCAGAGCUCACCCAGCCAAGGCACAAAGUCUCCGGACAGGCCACCAGCUCACCCUCUCCAGUUUUAGCAAGAUGAGGAACCUGGGAAGCAUAUGGGCUCCCAGCCCUGAGUCACGCCUGCAGGGGGGCCUGCCGUGGAGCACGAGGCACCACAACCCAUCUCCCCUGCAGAUGCUGUGGACACUUGAUGUGGAGGCAUCAAGCCAGCCCUUCAGCAAGGCUUUUACAGAACUGACAUUCUCUGAGACCAGGAGGUGCCAGCAGAGGAAAGAUGAUAGCUCUGAGCCUGGCAAAGCUGCUUGGCCAUUUCAGGUGGGCAGUGAUGCGGGUUGCCGUUCACAGCUUGGAUCCUGGGAGAGGAUAAUGCUGCUGCCGCGUGGGGUCUGUACAGUCCCUCUGCACUUACACCCAGCUGUGCCCACUGGGGAGUGCCAGAUGGCACCAUUUGAAUCUCUCCCAGUACCAAUACCAAAAAAAGGUGAUUAUACCACAGAGAACCAGAAUACUCUUCAGGUUUUUUGGCCAGGGGCAGAGUUCCCUUUGAGGAUGUGGGAUACUGUAGUGGGGAACAGAGGCAGAAGGCAGUGCAGAGUGGCAGGGGCCAGUUGGCAGUACUGGCAGUUAAUAACGUUAGCAUCUUAAUGCGUUCGGAGCUGGGAUGCUCCAGCAGUGCCCGGAGUUCCUAUCAGCACUGCUGGCAGGCCACUAACAAACAAGGCACUGUCAUCUUCUCAGAGGUCCACACUACUGCUCCCCCAGAUGGGACGCCCAGCUUGGCCUAGAGGCAUCUACAGUGCCAGCUUCUCCCUUUCUCCCUUAUAGUUUUUGUACAGGUAGUUGAGAGACACACUGUCCCCCUCCCCGCCUGGCCCCUCCGUGCAUGCGUGAGCUGAGUUGCUGUGCAAUUCCAAGCCUGCUUGUAUUUUGGUGAAGACGGAGGGGGCGUUGGUUGCCCUGCUCACUGAGGGCAGGGGUUCUGUGCAAUACCUGGGUCUGUGUUUCCUAGACGCUGUUGUAGGAUUGUAUUUUUGUAACUCUGUGAGGAUGCUGGCUCCAACGGGCCCAGGGCCUGGCAAGAGCCUGUGUUCCCAUCGCUUUUCAAUUUUGACUGUUUGGAUGUUGUUGUUUCUUGCCACUGAAAUAAAAGAGAUUGAUGUUUUA
Messenger RNA from Myiozetetes cayanensis, 5812 nucleotides. It is a transcript of the gene DGKZ, whose product is annotated as diacylglycerol kinase zeta. The coding region runs from base 17 to 3529 and encodes 1170 amino acids. Gene Ontology annotation, biological process: diacylglycerol metabolic process; lipid phosphorylation; intracellular signal transduction. The transcript has 32 exons. Gene Ontology annotation, cellular component: nucleus. Gene Ontology annotation, molecular function: ATP-dependent diacylglycerol kinase activity; protein binding. The record is from RefSeq and is a predicted model, not a curated record. NCBI's taxonomy places the organism in Eukaryota, Metazoa, Chordata, Aves, Passeriformes, Tyrannidae.